Symbiodinium pilosum is the source of this 258-nucleotide messenger RNA. NCBI's taxonomy places the organism in Eukaryota, Dinophyceae, Suessiales, Symbiodiniaceae. The record is from the annotation of a GenBank genome assembly.
AUGGAUAUCCUAGGCACGGAUGCCGAAGAUGGAAUCGAGGGUGGCUCCCAGUGGCUGCGAGGUCUGCGUAGCAGGCGCCUGUCGCAGCCAGCGGCUGAGGAGGAGGAAUCGCCAGAGAUGGACGCCCUGAGAGAGAGACAGCAAAAGCUGAGACAGCUCAAACUGGAGCUGUCGGGUGAUGGUGAGGAGGAUGCAGAAGACGACGAGGUUGCGGACGAGGAAGAGGAGGACGAGGAGGAAGAGCUGGAGGAAGACGAG